CACCAACACCAUCACCAUCGCCCUUGCCAUCACGCGCAUCUUGAGCAGCCUCACGUGAGAGGCGUUGAUCCGCCCUCGCACCUCCACAAGCACCUCUCCCUCUUCUCCUUGAACCAUCCGUAAUCACAUCCAUUUCACCCGUACUCCGCAAUACGAUCUACAACCUUGGGGUACCAGCUGCAGCGAGACUCUUUGACCCGACUCCCGAGCCUCGCUUCGCAUCUCGUCCAUGAGACGACCACAGACCCUCGGUGUUCCCUCUCGCCGCUCACGCUCAGCCAACACUUCAUCGGCCGGGGAGGAAGAGGACGAAUCUUCGUCCGUUCACGAUAUACCUCUUCAGAGAUUGUCCAAUCGACCACACUCUCCAUUCCUCGACGUGAUGCAUCUCUCCAAUUCCGACUCCGAAUCUCACCCUUACGAGCAUCAAGCUUCCAGCUCUACCUCUCGCUCGGCUGACGCAGCUUCGGUCUCGCCUGCUUCGGCAGUGAGGAGUAUGAGGGCGAGACAGACGAGAAAUCGAUUGAUGCUUCAAGGAGCUGCUGGUAGGUAUAGACGUGCAGGAGUGGGAGGGCAAGGCCUGGCCAGCGAUGAAGAAGAGGAGGAAGAGGCGGCAUCAGAAAGGAGAGGAUUGCUGGCGCAGAGUCUGCAGCUGGACGAUGCUGGACCUGAGAGGGGUCGAGAUGGACUGAGCGGGGGUGGAGAGUAUGUCGACGAAUCUACGAGCGGCAUUCGGGCAAGCUUGGAAGCGACGAGGAAGAAGGCGAACAAGAUCAAAGAUGAUCACGCUGGCUUUUGGGCGCGAUUGUCGGGCAGAAGCAAAGCUGCUGAUGAGGGCAGGACAUUCGUCUUUGGCGGUGACAAACACGGCAAAUACCCGCCAAAUGUGGUUCGCAAUCAAAAGUACAACCUCAUCACAUUCCUGCCAUUGGUGCUGUACGAGCAGUUCAAAUUCUUUUUCAAUCUGUACUUUUUGCUCGUCGCGCUCAGCCAAUUCGUCCCAGCGCUCAAGAUCGGUUUCAUCGCCACUUAUAUCGGUCCUUUGGCUUUCGUGCUGCUCAUCACUAUUGGCAAAGAGGGAUUCGACGACUAUGCGCGAUUCAAGAGGGACGUGGAGAGCAAUGGGACGCCGAUCGAUGUGCUGUACGCGCCCGACUCUCCUGUAGCGCUUGCGCACCUCCGAUCAAAGAAGCAGCGCAAGAGGGAUCUAGAGACUAACGAGGAAGGAUACAUUGUGGUACCCACUCCUUCAUCCAAACUGAAAGUGGGGGACUUGGUGCUGCUGCACAAGAGCCAGCGCGUACCUGCGGACCUCGUUCUUCUGCGCACCACCGCUGGCGAUCAUCUACCGCCACGUCUGGACUCCACACGAGGCGCACCUCAAGAAGCUCAACAUUUCGUCCUAGAUGAUUCAGACGACGAAGAGGCUGUUCGGGGCGGCGUCGCAAAGCAACAAGCGCCGCAAGAGGAAUCCUCCUCGCGGGAACAAGAAGGAGCUAGCGGGACUUGUUUUGUGCGGACAGAUCAGCUGGACGGAGAGACGGACUGGAAAUUGAGGGUGGCGGUGGACCUCACUCAGCGCAUGGACGAGGCUGAACUGGUGGCGCUUGGAGAUGCGGCCGUCGUCUAUGCUGGAAGACCGAUCAAGGAUAUACACACGUUCGUGGGGACAUUUACCCUCCUGACUAGCGUCGAGCAGUCCAACAAGAACAGAUCAACUUCGGCCUUGCUCGAGAAUCAUCACCAGCCGGCAGACGACAGACCUGGCCAACCGCAGAUCGCCCCUCUCAAUGCUGAAAAUGUCCUGUGGGCCAAUACGGUACUGGCAGCAGGGACGGCGAUCGGCGUGGUGGCGUACACUGGGCGCGAGACACGCGCGGUGAUGAACACUUCUCAUCCGGGCACUAAAGUAGGAUUGUUGGACCUUGAGAUCAACAGGAUGGCCAAGAUUCUGUGCGGCGUCACUUUUGCGCUGUCCGUCGGGUUGGUAGCGCUCAACGGCUUCAGAGGUCAGUGGUACGUGUACAUUUUCAGGUUCCUGAUCCUCUUUAGCUCCAUUAUCCCCAUCUCUCUACGCGUCAAUCUGGACAUGGGCAAGACGGUGUAUGCGCGGCAGAUUCAAGGCGACGCGCAAAUUCCGCAAACCAUUGUCAGAACCAGCACGUUACCGGAAGAAUUGGGAAGGAUAGAGUAUCUCUUGUCCGACAAGACUGGAACGCUGACGCAAAACGAAAUGGAGCUGAGAAAGUUGCACAUGGGCACGAUGAGUUACGGAUGGGAUAGCAUGGACGAGGUCUCUGGACAGCUUGCGAGCGCAUUGCAAGCUGCGCGCUCGGAGGGUCAAGAAGGAGGUUCUGACGCGCUCGGAGCGCAAGCUGGAGGACCUGGUAGUCCUUCUACUUCCCUCAAGGUCAAUCCCAUGGCUGGAGCUGGCGCCAUCUUGGCGGGAAGAGGAAGAAGAGACAUGUCUUCGCGCGUCAAGGACGUUGUGCUCGCUCUGGCACUGUGCCACAAUGUCACGCCGGUGGUCAACGACGAUGGCACGGUGACGUACCAAGCUUCAAGCCCCGACGAAGUGGCCAUCGUCAAGUGGACCGAGUCGGUCGGCUUGAGUUUGAUAGCUCGAGAUAGACGAAGCAUGAGUCUUCGAGCGGGCGACGUGCUGCUCGCUUUCGACAUACUCGAAGUUUUCCCCUUUACUAGCGAGAGCAAGCGGAUGGGAAUCGUCAUACGAGAUAGGUCGACGGAAGAGCUUACUUUUUACCAAAAGGGCGCGGAUGUCGUCAUGGCUAAGAUUGUGGCGCAAAACGAUUGGCUAGAUGAAGAGUGCGGGAACAUGGCUAGAGAAGGCCUGAGAACUUUGGUCGUUGGAAGAAAGAGAAUGACGGAGCAGCAUUGGAUCGCCUUUGAGCGCGCCUACAAGGAAGCUAGAACGCGUGUGGAUGGUCGAAACGAAGCAAUGGCUGGAGCAGUGUCGGAGUACUUGGAGCGCGACUUGGAAUUGCUCGGUCUGACCGGGGUGGAGGAUAAGCUUCAAGAGGAUGUCAAGCCUACGUUGGAGCUGCUCAGAAAUGCAGGCAUCAAAGUGUGGAUGCUGACGGGCGACAAGAUCGAGACUGCUACGUGCAUCGCCAUCUCCUCCAAGCUGGUAGCUAGAAAUCAGUACGUCCAUCAAGUGGCCAAGUUGAGGACCUCAGAAGCGGCUAGAGACGUGUUCGAUGUGCUAAGGACCAAACCAGAUUGUUGUCUGGUUAUCGAUGGCGAAUCUCUGCAGCACUGCUUGGACAAUCACAGGAUCGAAUUCAUCACGCUAGCGACUCAAUUGAGCGCCGUGGUAGCCUGUCGAUGCUCGCCCACGCAAAAAGCCGACGUAGCUCGACUCAUUCGGGAAUUCACAAAGAGGCGGGUGUGUUGCAUUGGGGAUGGAGGCAACGACGUGUCGAUGAUUCAAGCUGCGGAUGUGGGACUGGGCAUCGUGGGCAAGGAAGGUAGACAGGCUAGUUUGGCGGCAGACUUUAGCAUCCUUCAAUUCAGCUACCUGGCCAAACUGCUCACCUUUCAUGGAAGAAACGCGUAUCAACGUAGUGCCAAGUUGGCACAGGUCGUCAUUCAUCGAGGUCUCGUCAUCUCGGUCGUGCAGGCCGUCUUCAGCUCCAUCUUCUACUUUGCGCCCGUAGCUUUGAUUCAGGGAUGGCUCUUGGUGGGCUACGCGACUCUGUACACCAUGCUGCCCGUCUUUUCCCUAGUCUUGGACAAGGACAUCGAUGAUGAUCUCGCUCUGGCAUAUCCCGAGCUGUACAAAGACCUCACGAAAGGUCGAAGAUUGACGGCAAAGACUUUUGCGUCGUGGCUUCUCAUCUCGGUCUAUCAGGGCGGCGCAAUCAUGCUCCUCUCCUUGCUAUUGUUCGAGAAUGAGUUUUUAAACAUCGUCUCGAUCACCUUUAGCGCUUUGGUCAUCAACGAACUGAUCAUGGUCGCUCUUGAGAUUACCCGAUGGAACGUCUAUAUGCUCGUGGCAGAGCUGCUCAGUCUGACACUGUACUGCAUCAGCAUUGCUUUCCUCCCAGAAUAUUUCGACCUGAGCUUCGUCUUGUCUGCCCCCUUCUUUUGGAAAACGGCAGUCAUCAUAGCCGUCAGCGCCUUGCCAUUGUUCCUCAUCAAGGUGGUCAGGAACCAACUUGCUCCUCCGGCUUACAGCAAGCUCAACAUGACUUAGAGGAGCGCGCACGCCGGCCAAAUCGAUGCGCUUUCUUCAGAUCACUCGCUUGGCACGCUAUUCGCAGCCCUGGUCUAUGAUUCGCGCCGCUGGCUGAUGGUGCUCUUUUACGCCC
This is a messenger RNA of Ceraceosorus guamensis, 4331 nucleotides long. Its product is annotated as phospholipid-translocating P-type ATPase. NCBI's taxonomy places the organism in Eukaryota, Fungi, Basidiomycota, Exobasidiomycetes, Ceraceosorales, Ceraceosoraceae. Gene Ontology annotation, molecular function: ATP binding; ATPase-coupled intramembrane lipid carrier activity; ATP hydrolysis activity. Gene Ontology annotation, cellular component: trans-Golgi network; plasma membrane; endosome. The record is from RefSeq and is a predicted model, not a curated record. Gene Ontology annotation, biological process: phospholipid translocation; retrograde vesicle-mediated transport, Golgi to endoplasmic reticulum; endocytosis. The transcript is spliced from 6 exons. The coding region runs from base 230 to 4216 and encodes 1328 amino acids.